Sphaeroforma arctica JP610 is the source of this 294-nucleotide messenger RNA. RefSeq lists its product as hypothetical. The record is from RefSeq and is a predicted model, not a curated record. Lineage: Eukaryota; Ichthyosporea; Ichthyophonida. The annotation marks the transcript as partial. The transcript has a single exon.
CGUGCAGGUGGAGGUAAGCAAGCAAGCACAGCACCGUCUCAGGGUAAGAGGAAAGCACGUGCACAGCAAGAUGCAGCGGUGGCACUGAUUGAGAAGAACGCCUCGUACGCUAUACUACACGAUGAUGAAGGGGAGGCCGAUGAAAAGGCCCGCAAAAAGGCUAAGAAGGCCAAGAAAAAGGAUAAAAAGGAGCGUGAGAAACAUUUGAGGGCUAAUAGAGGAGAUGCGGAGAGAGAUGGCGACGAGGAUGAUGAUGGGAUCAACAGAGACUAUCUGGAACAGAGGCAUAGGAGG